GUGGUGGACUGAUCUCCCAAACGAAGUCUGGCGACCUGAAGUAUGUUUCCAGAUUUCCAUCCUGCUGAAAAAAUGGGGUGAAAAUCAUCGCCUUGUCUGUCUAUUGAAGACUUGAAUCUAGUAUUCUGACCAUGGAUUCUGGCUGGGCUCAGUACCGAGUAAUUUAUUCGUAUCAGCCUCGUGAUGAACGAGACAUAGCUAUUAGAGAGGGUGAUAUUAUGGUGGUCGCAAAGCCUGUGUCCGACCCAACUGGCUGGCUUACCGGAGAAAACACGCGCACUAAAGACGUUGGCGAGUUCCCUGGAACGUAUGUGGAAUAUAUCGGCGAUGUUAAGGAACUUCCUCAGGAGGAGAAACCUCCAACACCACCUCCAAGGCCACCAAGGCCUGCACGACGGAACGCGGGAGGAAAUAACAGUGCGCGCACUGAUGCAAACGAUCAAACAGGUGGCCAUACACUGACUGAGACAUCUGCUAUGAAACCUGUGUGGUGUUGCCAAUGUGAAGACUUCAUCUGGGGAGUUGGAAGUGAAUUGUACAGAUGUGCAAUGUGUGAUUUAGCUUGGCAUCCUCAAUGUGCAGUGGAAUUGUCUAAGUUUCCCUGUAAGAUUCUCAAAAAAGAAUCAGAAGAACCAGAUGAAGAUUAUAUCAGAUUUGUUGCUAGUCCAGAUGAAUGGGAUAUGAAUGAUGUUUUGGUGUGGCUUGCUGCAACCAACCAUUUCCUCUAUGCUGAGAUUUUCAGAGAACACGAAAUCACAGGAAUUCAACUGCGGGACUUGACAACCACCUCAUUAGACCAGAUUAAUAUUACAGAUAGCUUUCAUAAGCAAUCUAUCCUGCUAGCUAUCCAAGAAUUGUUCACCGGAGAGUCAGAGACUAGAACAUCAGAAGUAUUUAGUGGUUUUCAGUCAGCCCAAAGAGGUACAAAGGGUAGUCAUCUCCCCAAAGAACAGAACUUCACGUCUCUGCAGUGGUGUGACAAGUGUGGCAAGUGUCUGUGGGGAUUGUUCAGACAGGGAGUUUUGUGUUCAGAGUGUGGCUUUCAAUGUCACAAGAAGUGUAUGUUUGACAGUGUUGUGGUAUGUCCAAGGAGAAGGGUUAGAAUACGAAGAGAAAGUGACGCUGAUGUUCCUGUGUUUGGAGCAGAGCUGGGUGCACAGUUUCAACCAACUGAUAGACCAGCACCAAUGGUUGUCACAAAAUGUGUUCAGGCCAUAGAAAAAGGAAAUACAAUAAGGACAGUUGGUAUCUACAGCAUUGUGCCAUCAGGAAGUGAAAAGAAUGCUCUUAAGACUGCUUUAAAUCAAAGUGCCAAAAAUGUGAACAUGGAUGAUGAAGAAUGGAGGAAUCCUCAUUGUGUUGCCACAGUUCUUAAAAUGUAUCUAAAUGAGCUUCCAACAUGUGUGUUCACUGAGGACAAGUAUCUAUCAUUUGUUAAAAUCUUUAGAGAUGAGAAUCAAGAUGCCUAUGGUAAACUGCUUAUGGACUUAAUUGAGAGUCUUCCUCCAGAAAACAAAUCCCUCCUCAUGUACUUGUUGAGACAUCUUUACAGGGUCAGCCAAAGUGUAGAGUGGAAUGACAUGUCAUCAAGAAAGCUUUCCUCACUAUUUGCUCCUAUUUUGUUAAGGCCAAACCAACAGCAUAUUAUGGCAAUGGUUGCAAACCAUGAUGCAGCAGUAGGGAUUAUUGACUUCCUAAUAAGUAAUGGAGAAUGGACAAAGGAAAAUACACCUCCAGUGCCACCCAGACCACCCAGACCACCGUCGCUAACCACCCCUCACAGUUCAGAUGAAAAACUUCAAGACUGUCCCUGGUACUGGGGACACACGGACAGGGAAACUGUCAGUGAAAGGUUAAAAGACCAAGAAGAUGGAACAUUUAUCGUCCGUGACUCGCGGCGGGCUCCAGGAGAAUACACCUUGACGCUCAGGAAAGGAGGAAUGAACAAACUGAUUCGUAUCUUGUAUAAAGAUGGUUGUUAUGGCUUUUCUGAGCCGCUUACAUUUUCUUCUGUGGUUGAUCUCAUCAACUAUUACAAGACAAGAUCAUUGGCUUCAUACAAUCCGAAACUUGAUGUCAGACUCGAAACGCCUCUCCAGAAAUACGAGCAGGAUGAAGACGACGAAGGCGGGCAAGGCUCUUUCAAGGAUACCGAUAUUUAUGUACAAAGACUAAGAAGAGCGCACGAAGAAUAUAUGCAAAAAUCAGACAACUACGAAAAGAUACAUAGUGAAUGUGUGGAACUAGAACAGAAAAUUACAGACUAUCAUGAAGAACUUGAUGCUCACCGUGAAAUCAUGAAAAUGAUCGAGGAUCAAAUAGUACUGCACGAGUCUUACCAUAAAGAAGCUCCACCACAAAAUAGGGCAAUACUUCGCCAGAACUUUGAUCUAUUAAAGCAUAAGAAACUUGAAGCAGGGGGAACUGUGAGCACAAUCGAAAAGGAAUUGGCCAACAUUAUGGAAAAAACACGCGUUCUGAACAAGUGUAUGAACAGCAUCAAGCCAGACAUAAUUAAGUUACAGAAAAGCAAGCAACAGUACUAUUUUGUCCUCACAACCGAAUGGGGAAUGGAUGUGGAAAGACUGAAACAAGAGAUUGGCGAAGAAGGAAGGGAGAGAGGUGUAUUGGAAAAUGGCAACCCUGAAGAAGACAUCUACGAUAUGCCUGAAGUAGACAUUUCUGAAGUACAAUGGUUACACGGGACUCUAACCAGGGAAGAAGCAGAAUCACUCUUAAUGGACAAAGAAGAAGGUACUUUCCUCGUAAGGGAAAGUGCCCGAAGGCGAGGGGAGUAUGCUGUGGGUCUUAAGCACGGAGGAGAUGUUAAACACAUUGCAGUUAACAAAGGACCAGGGGGUUAUGGUUUUGCAAAUUUCACCAAUUACCCAACUCUAAAGGACUUGGUGAAAUAUUACCACGUGAACACUCUUCAGAUUCAUAACCCUGGAUUAGAUACAACUCUUAAAUUUCCCCUCAAGAGCGCGCCGCUAAAUAACUCUUAGAGCUUUCAAAAAAAAAUUUUGCUAAAGAUUUGAUGAAGGCAAACUCUAUUGGGGAAGGGGAUUGGUGCGGAGACCAUUUCGUUUCCAAGGGGAUAUCGUGAUUAUUGUUCCAUAAAGGGUAUGUCCUUUUUCUUGCUCAUAAACUUCAAUGUUUCUCUAUUUACCUCAACCCCGUGGAUUGCAACUAUAAAUUUUUUACUAAAAUUAUUUGUACAAGAAAUAGUAUUAGUUCACCUGUUAGUGUCAAUUUUUACUUCAAUUUUUGUAUAGCCGACAACAGUUUUUACUCUUGGAAAAUGUAUCGUCCUCUGUUUUGGUUGUUAGGGAUAAACAGUGACGAGGAAUCAAUAGCUUAGGUUCAAAAGACGCUUUUCGAAUUUUAAAGAUUGUCUUAUGCAAUCCUUCAUAAUUUAGUUCCGAAAGGUACUACGUAAAAUUACUUUUCUUUCAGGUAGUAAAUAGCAGUGUGUAUUAAAUUAUUGAUCGUCAAGCUUUUGCAAUAAUACAAGACAUUUACAAUUAUUUCAGAAAGAAAUUUGUUUUUUUAUAGGUAUUUUGUUGUCAAGAAUUGCAUUUAGCCUGAAGUUUAUAGAUAUUAACGAAGGGAUCUUAAUUGUGCUGUUUGCUUUUCUUUCUGUUCCUUUUUCUUCUUUUCAUCCCUCUAUUUUUCUUUUAUGCCGGUGUGGGGAAGUAAAAUCCAUCCAAAUUGUAGUCUGCAUUGGCAUAGAUAUUUCUUGUAUUAGCUAGGAAGAUGUCAAUGUUUCUGGGAGCGAGAUGUAGUGUUAAUUUUCAUCAACUUCAUCAGCUUUAAAAAUUUUUUAGAUUUUGCAUCGUCAGCAACAGUUACUUCAGGCUUUUGUGGCCUGUGGUGCUAUCUUUUGCAAUGAAAGAUCCUGUCCGUGUGGUACUUGUUAGUUCAAGUAAAAAACAAGGUUGGAUUCUGGGAGUAAGAAUAAAUUAUUAUUUUCAAUAGUA
Messenger RNA from Stylophora pistillata, 3980 nucleotides. RefSeq names its product phosphatidylinositol 3-kinase regulatory subunit alpha. Lineage: Eukaryota; Metazoa; Cnidaria; Anthozoa; Scleractinia; Pocilloporidae. Gene Ontology annotation, biological process: signal transduction. The record is from RefSeq and is a predicted model, not a curated record. Gene Ontology annotation, molecular function: protein binding.